Messenger RNA from Lasiodiplodia theobromae, 228 nucleotides. RefSeq names its product Pectate lyase. The transcript has 3 exons. The coding region runs from base 1 to 228 and encodes 75 amino acids. The record is from RefSeq and is a predicted model, not a curated record. NCBI's taxonomy places the organism in Eukaryota, Fungi, Ascomycota, Dothideomycetes, Botryosphaeriales, Botryosphaeriaceae.
AUGGUCGUUAAGGUCGUCCUCGAGGAAUCACUGGGGCUCUGGCUCCUCGCCAAUGCACGGAUGAUCAAGGCGGAACGCUGCAAGCUGAAGACGCUGAAGCCACCGACCCUCAUCCAUCCAAAGACUCAAUCAUCGGUCCUCCCGUACAAGAACCCUGAACUCACCUAUCUCGGCCGCACCCUGAACAACAAGAGCAAAGCGCUGAUUGCUUCGUGGAAAACCAAAUAA